This is a messenger RNA of Neolamprologus brichardi, 1284 nucleotides long. RefSeq names its product programmed cell death 1 ligand 1-like. Gene Ontology annotation, cellular component: external side of plasma membrane. Gene Ontology annotation, biological process: T cell receptor signaling pathway; regulation of cytokine production. Lineage: Eukaryota; Metazoa; Chordata; Actinopteri; Cichliformes; Cichlidae. Gene Ontology annotation, molecular function: signaling receptor binding. The record is from RefSeq and is a predicted model, not a curated record.
AAGCAGCGGCACUUACAGUACCCUUCCAUGAAACCGCAGCAGUGCAUACAGGAGAGAAGUAGCAACAGUGUCGAUCUCAUUAAACUCGUAUUGAUCGAUAUUGAUACAAACGUUGGUGCCCAUAAUAUCGAUAUCUGGAUCGACCCGAACACCACUAGUAGCGGCAGGAGCCGGUGAGAUCACAAGAUGCGUCUAGAAUGGACGUCACGUCUCUGUUUCUUGAUUCUUCACUUCGUGUUUGCAGACCAGGAAACCAUCUCAGCUCAGUCUGGGCAGAACGUCACUCUGACAUGUCAAGCUCCAAACAACAACAUCCCAGUUGUGGAGUGCAAAAGAGCUGAUCUGGCAGAAUAUGUAAUUUCAUAUCGGGAUGAGCAGUCUGAUCCAGAAGAGCAGCAUCAAUCUUUUAAGAACCGGGUGGAUCUGCAGGACAGAAAGAUGAAGGAUGGAGACGUGUCUUUGAUUCUGAGGGAUGUGAAGGUUAAUGACACUGGAACAUACGAGUGUCGUGUUGUACAGAAAUCAGGAGAAUCAAUGGGGCUUCUCUGCACCAUCACACUGAGUGUUGUUGAUCCUCCAGGCCAGAAAACCAUCUCAGCUAAGCCUGGACAGAAGAACAUCACUCUGCCAUGCCAAGUUCCAAACAACAACACCAACGUUGUAAAGUGGAGCAGAGCUGACCUGGAGCCAGAAUAUGUCCUUGUGUACCGGGGUGGACACUUUGAUUCAGCCAACCAGCAUCCAUCUUAUAAGAACCGGGUGGAUCUGCAGGACAGACAGAUGAAGGAUGGAGACGUGUCUUUGAUUCUGAGGGAUGUAACGAUUAAUGACGCUGGAACAUACGAGUGUCGGGUCUUCAAGAUGGGAGCAAGCCGCAAGAAGAGAGCUUAUCAGGGUGGUGACCUCAUCAGCAUCAUCAACCUGAGAGUUGUUGUUCCUCCAGACCAAGAAAUCCCAGCUGUGUCUGGACAGAACGUCUCUCUGACAUGUCGAGCUCCAAACAACAACGGUGAGACUGUAGAGUGGAGCAGAGCUGACCUGAGAGAUAAAUAUGUCUUAGUGUUGAAAAACAAGAAGCCCAAAGAAGAUGAUCAGGAUCCAUCCUUUGAGAACCGGGUGGAUCUGCAGGACAAAGAGAUGAAGGAUGGAAAUGUGUCUUUGAUUCUGUACAAUGUGACGGCUGCUGAUAAUGGAACAUAUGAGUGUCGUGUCUUAAUGGAGGAAACACAAUCAUUGGAUCUCAUCUGCAGCUUUACACUGAGUGUUGUUCCUCCGGGUGAGUGA